AUGGGGCUGCCGCUAGCCCGCCUGGUGGCUGUGUGUCUGGCCCUGUCCGUGGCCAGGGGCUCAGAGCCCCAGCGAGAGGGCAGAGCCCGCAGCCACAGCCACAACGUCUGCAGCACCUGGGGCGACUUCCACUACAAGACCUUCGAUGGCGACAUCUUCCGAUUCCCUGGCCUCUGUGACUACAACUUCGCCUCUGACUGUAGGGAUUCCUACAAGGAGUUCUCUGUGCACCUGAAGCGGGGCCUGGGACAGGGUGGGGGCCACCCCCAGAUCGAGUCUGUCCUGCUGACCAUCAAGGAUGAUAUCAUCUACCUCACCCGCCAGUUGGCCGUGGUGAAUGGGGCCAUGGUCAGUACUCCUCACUACAGCCCCGGGCUGCUCAUCGAGAAGAGUGAUGCCUACACCAAGGUCUACUCCCGUACUGGUGUUACUCUCAUGUGGAACCGAGAGGACUCGCUCAUGCUGGAGCUGGACAGUAAAUUCCAGAACCAUACCUGUGGCCUGUGUGGGGACUACAAUGGCCUGCAGACCUAUUCUGAAUUCCUCUCAGAUGGUGUGCACUUCAGUGCCCUAGAAUUUGGGAACAUGCAGAAGAUUGACAAGCCCGGGGAGUCAUGUGAGGACCCCAUAGAGACGCCGGCCCCCACGUCCUGCGCUGAGCAUCGUGCUGAGUGUGAGAGGCUGCUGACCACUGAGGCUUUUGAGGCCUGCCAGGACCUGGUGCCACUGGAGCUGUAUGUGCGUGCCUGCAUGCAGGACCGCUGCCAGUGCCCCGCUGGCAACACCUGCGUCUGCAGCACCAUUGCUGAGUUCUCGCGCCAGUGCUCACACGCUGGAGGCCGGCCUGGGAACUGGAGGACCCCCACACUGUGCUCCAAGAGCUGCCCUGGGAACAUGGUCUACCUGGAGAGUGGCUCGCCCUGCAUGGACACCUGCUCACACCUUCAGGGAAGCAGCCUGUGUGAGGAGCACCGUAUGGACGGUUGUUUCUGCCCAGAAGGCACUGUGUAUGACGACAUCGCUGGCAGCGGCUGUAUUCCCGUGAGCCGGUGUCACUGCAAGCUGCACGGGCACUUGUAUGCACCGGGCCAGGAGAUCACCGACAACUGCGAGCAAUGUGUCUGUAACGCUGGCCGCUGGGUGUGCCAAGACCUGCCGUGCCCUGGGACCUGUGCCCUGGAAGGCGGUGCCCACAUCACCACCUUCGAUGGAAAGAAGUACACCUUCCACGGGGACUGCUACUACAUCCUGACAAAGGGUGGCCACAACGAUUCCUUCGCCCUUCUGGGGGAGCUGGCACCCUGCGGCUCCACAGACAAGCAAACCUGCCUGAAGACGGUGGUGCUGCUGGCUGACAGCAAGAAGAACGUGGUGGCCUUUGGGUCUGAUGGUAGUGUGCUGCUUAAUGAGCUGCGGGCAAGCCUGCCCCACGUGACUGCGAGCUUCUCCAUCUUCCAACCGUCCUCCUACCACAUCGUUGUGGACACGGCCUUCGGCCUCCGGCUGCAGGUUCAGUUAGCCCCAGUCAUGCAGCUCUUUGUGACACUGGACCAGGCUGCCCAGGGGCAGGUGCAGGGCCUCUGUGGAAACUUCAAUGGUCUGGAAAGUGAUGACUUCAAGACAGCCAGUGGACUCGUGGAGGCCACGGGGGCCGGCUUCGCCAAUACCUGGAAGGCCCAGUCGAACUGCCAGGACAAGAUGGACUGGCUGGACGAUCCCUGUUCUCUCAGCGUGGAGAGUGCCAACUAUGCCGAGCACUGGUGCUCCCUCCUGAAGAAGACAGAGACGCCCUUCGGCAGGUGCCACUCGGCCGUGGACCCCACAGAGUAUUACAAGAGGUGCAAAUAUGACACAUGCAACUGUCAGAACAAUGAAGACUGCCUGUGCGCGGCCCUGUCCUCCUAUGCACACGCCUGUGCCUCCAAGGGUGUCAUGCUGUGGGGCUGGAGGGAGCGCGUCUGCAACAAGGAUGUGGGCUCCUGCCCCAGCUCACAGGUCUUCCUGUACAACCUGACUGCUUGCCAGCGGACCUGUCGCGCCCUCUCUGAGGCUGACACCCACUGCCUCCAGGGUUUUGCACCCGUGGAUGGCUGUGGCUGCCCUGACCAUACCUUCAUGGAUGAGAAGGGCCGCUGUGUGCCCUUGGCCAAGUGCUCUUGCUACCACCGCGGUCUUUACCUGGAGGCAGGGGACGUGGUCCUGAGGCAGGAUGAGCGAUGCGUUUGCCAGAAUGGGAGGCUGCAUUGCGUGCAGGUCAAGUUGAUUGGCCAGAGCUGCACAGCCCCAAAGAUCCACAUUGACUGCAACAACCUGACUGCACUGGCCAUCGUGAAACCCCGCCCUGUCAGCUGCCAGACUCUGGCCACUGGCUAUCACCGCACUGAGUGUGUGAGCGGCUGCAUGUGUCCCGACGGGCUGCUGGAUGAUGGCCGAGGUGGCUGCGUGGUGGAGGAGGAGUGCCCCUGCGUCCACAACAGAGACCUGUACUCCCCAGGGGACAAGGUGCAGGUGGAUUGUAACAACUGCACCUGCCAGAAAGGACGCUGGGUGUGCACCCAGUCCCCGUGCCAUGGCACCUGCUCCAUCUAUGGAAACGGCCACUACAUCACCUUUGAUGGGAAACACUAUGACUUCGAUGGACAUUGCUCCUAUGUGGCUGUUCAGGACUACUGCGGUCAGAACUCCUCCAUGGGCUCAUUCAGCAUCAUCACUGAGAACGUCCCCUGUGGCACCACAGGUGUCACCUGCUCUAAGGCCAUCAAGAUCUUCAUGGGGAGGACAGAGCUGAAGUUGGAGGACAGACACCGUGUGGUGAUCCAGCGUGAUGAGGGCCACCACGUGGCCUACACCACGCGAGAGGUGGGCCAGUACCUGGUGGUCGAGGCCAGCAUUGGCGUCAUCAUCAUCUGGGACAAGAGGACCACUGUCUUUGUUAAGCUGGCUCCAUCCUACAAGGGCAAAGUGUGUGGCCUGUGCGGGAACUUCGACCACCGCUCCAGCAACGACUUCACCACGCGGGACCACAUGGUGGUGAGCAGUGAGCUGGACUUCGGCAACAGCUGGAAAGAGGCCUCCACCUGCCCAGACGUGAGCGCCAACCCCGAGCCCUGCAGUCUGAACCCGCACCGCCGCGCCUGGGCAGAGAAGCAGUGCAGCAUCCUCAAGAGCAGCGUGUUCCAGGCCUGCCACGGCAAGGUGGACCCCACGCCCUUCUAUGAGGCCUGUGUACAUGAUUCGUGUUCCUGCGACACUGGCGGGGACUGUGAGUGCUUCUGCUCCGCCGUGGCCUCCUAUGCACAGGAGUGUACCAAGGAGGAGGCCUGUGUAUUCUGGAGGACCCCGGACUUGUGCCCCAUAUUCUGUGACUACUACAACCCUCCGAAUGAGUGUGAGUGGCACUAUGAACCCUGUGGGAAUCGCAGCUUUGAGACCUGCAGGACAGUCAAUGGCAUCCACUCCAACAUCUCCGUGUCCUACCUGGAGGGCUGCUACCCCCACUGCCCUGAGGACAGGCCCAUCUAUGAUGAGGACCUGAAGAAGUGUGUCUCUGAGGACAAGUGUGGCUGCUACUUCGAGGACAUUCGCUACCCACCCGGAGCACAAGUUCCCACUGAGGACCUCUGCUCAUCCUGUGUGUGCAACAGUUCUUCCCAAGUCGUCUGCCAGCCUGAGGAAGGAAAGCUUCUCAACCUGACCCAGGAUGGUGUCUUCUGCUACUGGGAGACCUGCGGCCCUAAUGGGACAGUGGAGAAGCACUUCAACAUUUGUACCACCACCACGCCACACCCAUCCACCCCGACAAUCUCCACCACGAUCACCCCCAGCAGCACCACAUUCACUACCACCACCAUCACCACGACCCCCAGCACAGUUGUAUCAACAACUCAGAAGCUCUGCUGCCUUUGGUCUGACUGGAUCAAUGAGGACCACCCGGACAGUAGUAGUGAUGGUGGUGACCGGGAGACGUUUGAGGGCGUCUGCAGGGCUCCUGACAACAUUGAGUGCAGGUCUGCCACGGAACCACAUCUCAGCUGGGAGGAGCUGGGGCAGAAGGUCCAGUGCAACGUCUCACUUGGCUUUGUUUGCAAUAAUGAAGACCAGUUUGGCAAUGGACCAUUUGGACUCUGUUAUGACUAUGAGAUACGUGUUAGCUGCUGUGAGCCAAUGGAUGAAUGUCCAACGUCCACCCCCAUCCCUCCAACAACAACCCCCAUCCCUCCAUCAACCACCACCCCCAUCUCUCCAAAAACCACCACCCCCAUCCCUCCAACAACCACCACCCCCAUCCCUCCAACAACAACCACCCCCAUCCCUCCAACAACCACCACCACUACUGAGACACCAACCACAACACCAGGCACCACCACCACAGGGACCCCAACCACAACACCUGGCACCACCACUACUGGGAUCCCAACCACAACACCUGGCACCACCACCACAGAGAUCCCAACAACGACACCAGGCACCACCACCACUGGGACCCCAACAACGACACCUGGCACCACCACCACAGGGACUCCAACAACAUCUAGCAGUGCCACCACUACUGGGAUCCCAACUACAACACCUGGCACCACCACUAGUGAGACACCAACCACAACACCAGGCACCACCACCACUGAGACCCCAACCACAACACCCGGCACCACCACCACAGGGACCCCAACCACGACACCUGGCACCACCACUACUGGAACCCCAACAACGACACCAGGCACCACCACCACUGGGACCCCAACAACGACACCAGGCACCACCACCACAGGGACUCCAACAACAUCUGGCAGUGCCACCACUACUGGGACCCCAACCACAACACCUGGCACCACCACUACUGAGACACUAACCACGACACCAGGCACCACCACCACUGGGACCCCAACUCCAACACCUACCACCACCACAACAGAGAUCCCAACCACAACACCAGGCACCACCACAGAGACCCCAACCACAACUCCUGGCACCACCACCACCACAGGAACCCCAACAACAACACCUGGCACCACCACCACAGAGAUUCCAACCACGACAUCUGGCACCACCACUACUAGGACCCCAACCACGACACCUGGGACCACAACCCCAAGGAUCCCAACCACGACACCUGGCACUACCACCACAGGGACCCCAACUACAACACCUGGCACCACUACCACAGGGACCCCAACCACAACACCUGGCACCACCACCAUAGGGACCCCAACCACAACACCUGGCACCACCACUACUGGGACCCCAACCACAACACCUGGCACCACCACCACAGAGAUCCCAACCACGACACCUGGCACCACCACCAUAGGGACCUCAACCAUGACUCCUGGCAGCACCCCCACAGGGACCCCGACAACGACACCAGGCACUACCACAGUACCCCCAGGUACCCCCACCCAUGGAACUACAACUGGGUCACCUCCACCUGCCUCUGGGUCGACAACCCCUGUGGAGACUCCCACCCGGACAGUCCGCCCAUCAACCACGACUUCUAGCACCUCAGCCUCCACAGUGCCAACUCCCACGCAGACGCCAAUCCCCUCCCCCAGCAUCACUAAAAUCACUGGCCCUUCGGUCAGCUCCUCCACCAUGGUCAUCUGCUGUGUCCUGAAUGACACCUUCUAUGGGCCAGGCGAUCUGGUAUACAAUGGCACACAUGGAGACACCUGCUACUAUGUGAACUGCUCACUCCAGUGUACCCUUGAGUUCUACAACUGGUCAUGCCCAUCCACGCCCUCCCCAACACCUACACCCUCGAAGCCAACGCCCAUAGCCACGCCCUCCAAGCCAACACCCUCUCUGAUGCCCAGCACUCUGUCCACCCCCAAGCCUCCUGGGUGCCCUGACUUUGAUCCUCCCAGACAGGAGAAUGAGACGUGGUGGCUGUGCGAGUGCUUCAUGGCCACCUGCAUUCAAGACAACUUGGUGGAGGUGGUGAAGGUGGAGUGCAAGCCCCCACCCAUGCCCACAUGCUCCAAUGGCCUCCAGCCUGUGCGUGUCAUGGACCCUGAUGGCUGUUGCUGGCACUGGGAGUGUGACUGCUACUGCACGGGCUGGGGGGACCCACACUAUGUCACCUUCGAUGGACUCUACUACAGCUACCAGGGCAACUGCUCCUAUGUGCUGGUAGAAGAGAUCACGUCCACUGUGGACAACUUUGGGGUCUACAUUGACAACUACCACUGUGAUGCCAACGACAAGGUGUCCUGCCCCCGCACCCUUAUUGUGCGCCAUGAGACCCAGGAGGUGCAGAUCAAGACCACGCGCCUGGCGCCCCCGCAGGUGCAGGUGCAGGUCAACAGGCAGGUGGUGGCGCUGCCCUAUAAGAAGUAUGGGCUGCAGGUGUACGCAUCGGGCAUCAGCUAUGUGGUGGACAUCCCCGAGCUGGGCGUCCUGGUCUCCUAUGAUGGCCUGGCCUUCUCUAUUAGGCUGCCCUUCCAGCGGUUUGGCAAUAACACCAAGGGCCAGUGUGGUACCUGCACCAACAAUACCUCGGACGACUGCACUCUUCCCAGCGGGGAGGUUGUCUCGAGCUGCGAGGUCGCAGCUGACUAUUGGGUGGUGAACGAUCCCUCCAAGCCGCACUGUCCCCACAGCAGCUCCACAACCAAGCGCCCUGCUGUCACGGUCCCAGGGGGCAGCAAACCGACCCUACCAGAGCAUUGCACUGUGUCUCCUCUCUGCCAGCUCAUCAAAGACAGUGUGUUCGCCCCCUGCCACGACCUCGUGCCUCCCCAGCACUACUACGAUGCCUGCAUGUUCGACAGCUGCUUUGUGCCUGGUGUGGGCAUGGAGUGUGCCAGUCUGCAGAGCUAUGCGGCUCUCUGUGCCCGGCAGGGCAUCUGCAUUGACUGGCGGAACCACACCCAUGGGGCCUGCACAAUGGAGUGCCCGUCCCACAGGGAGUACCAGGCCUGCGGCCCUGCAGAAGAGCCCACAUGCAAGUCCAGCUCCUCCCAGCAGAAUAGCACCAGCCUGGUGGAAGGCUGCUUCUGCCCCAAGGGUACCACAAGCUACGCCCCAGGCUUUGAUGUCUGUGUGGAGAUUUGCGGUUGUGUGGGACCUGACAACAUACCCCGAGAGUUUGGGGAGCGCUUUGAGUUCGACUGCAAGGACUGCGUCUGCCUGGAGGGAGGUAGUGGCAUCCUCUGCCAGCCCCGGCGGUGCAGUGAGCCGGGCCCCACCCACUGCAUGGAAGACGGCACCUUCCUGGUCACUGAGGUCAACCCCGCUGACACCUGCUGCAACAUCACCACCUGCAAGUGCAACACCAGCCUGUGCCAGGAGGCGCCGCCCUCGUGCCCACUGGGAUUUGAAGUGCGGAGCAAGACGGUGCCUGGGAGAUGCUGCCCUGUGUACUCCUGCGAGCCCAAGGGUGUGUGUGUUCACAAGAACGCUGAGUACCAGCCCGGUUCUCCAGUUUAUUCUUCCAAGUGCGAGGACUGCAUGUGCACCAGGCACGUGGACAACAGCACCCGCCUCAACAUCAUUGCCUGUAUCCAUGUGCCCUGCAACACCACCUGCGACCUUGGCUUUGAGCUUGUGGAGGCCCCCGGGGAGUGCUGCCAGAAGUGUGAGCAGACGCACUGCAUCAUCCGCCCACCCCGUGGCGAGCACAUCAUCCUCAAGCCUGGGGACAUAAAGAGCGACCCCAAGAACAACUGCACGUUCUUCAGCUGUGUGAAGAUCCACAACCAGCUCAUCUCAUCCGUCUCCAACAUCACCUGCCCUGACUUCGACCCCAGCACUUGCCUCCCGGGCUCCAUCACAUUCAUGCCCAAUGGCUGCUGCAGGACCUGUAUCCCUCGCAAUGAGACCAAGGUCCCCUGCUCCACCGUCCCUGUCACCAGGGAAAUCUCACACGCCGGCUGCACCCAGAGAGUCACCAUGAACGAUUGCUCUGGAUCAUGUGGAACGUCUGUCAUGUACUCUGCCGAGGCCCAGUCCCUGGACCACAGGUGCUCCUGCUGUAAGGAGGAGAAGACAAGCCAGCGUGAGGUGGCCCUGCGCUGUCCCGACGGCAGCUUUCUGAGCCACACCUACACCCACAUCGACAGUUGCCUAUGCCAGGACACUGUCUGUGGGCUCCCGCGGGCCCAGCCAGGCGCCCACAGCCGUGCCCGACGCUCCCCGCGGCAUGUGGGGCAGAAGUAG
Molecule: messenger RNA, 8154 nt
Organism: Otolemur garnettii (small-eared galago)
Lineage: Eukaryota; Metazoa; Chordata; Mammalia; Primates; Galagidae
Product: mucin-2
Exons: 50
Coding region: 1-8154 (2717 amino acids)
Cellular component (GO): extracellular matrix
Molecular function (GO): protein binding
Source: RefSeq, a predicted model, not a curated record